Anthonomus grandis grandis is the source of this 2964-nucleotide messenger RNA. RefSeq names its product kinesin-like protein KIF23 (gene pav). Gene Ontology annotation, molecular function: microtubule binding; ATP hydrolysis activity; ATP binding. Gene Ontology annotation, cellular component: kinesin complex; nucleus; microtubule. The transcript is spliced from 8 exons. The coding region runs from base 224 to 2653 and encodes 809 amino acids. The record is from RefSeq and is a predicted model, not a curated record. NCBI's taxonomy places the organism in Eukaryota, Metazoa, Arthropoda, Insecta, Coleoptera, Curculionidae. Gene Ontology annotation, biological process: microtubule-based movement.
UUAAAAUACCCGAUUUCAAAUAAAUAACGAAUGUAGAUAAAUAUUAAAAUACUGGAAGUUCGAAGAAAUUGUUAUAUUUGUAAAAGUAGUUUUCAGCAGAAUUUAUAUGCUAAUAUCAUCUGAAAUUCAUUUGAUUGAUACUUAUCUAGUUUUCACCAAACGCGUCGGUUUUGCUCGCUUUUGUUGAAAGAAAAAAAACAAGGCAAAUAAACCUUGAAAGAAUAUGAAUUCAGCAAAUAGAUAUAACACUCCCAGUGCCAAACGGCUGAAACGUGAAAAAACCACAGUAUCUAACAAUUCCAAUAGUGACAAAGAUCCAGUACAUGUGUAUUGCAGAUUGAGACCCUUAGAAGAGGGAUCAGAACCGUCUUCUUGUAUUAAAAUUUUGUCUGCGAAUACCCUGGGUUUGUAUACACCCGAAUCUAAAUCGGUCACUAAAGAAGUUCACUACAAAUUUAAACAUAUAUUUACUGGGUUUUCUACACAGUCCGAGAUUUUUAAUCAUGUUGCUUAUCCCCUCCUGGAGGAUGUGCUGAAUGGAAAAAAUGGUUUAUUGUUUACCUAUGGAGUUACUGGAUCUGGAAAGACAUAUACUCUCACUGGCAAUGAAAAUGAUCCAGGUAUAUUACCUAGAACAAUUGAUACUUUAUUUAAUUCCAUAGAAGGUUACCAGGCUCCUAAAUGCGUUAUAAAGUCUGAUAAAAUGAAUGGCUUUGAAAUACAAGCUGAAGAUGAUGCUCUUCAAGAUAGGCUGCAGGCUUGUAGGAAUUAUGGAAAAACUCCUAAGGCAAAUAGAAAAGGCAGCGGCGAAAAAUUGCACUACGUCAAUGCAGGAACUCGUAUUCAGAAUAUCAAUGAGAUGAAUUUGUAUUCCGUCUUUGUCAGUUACGUUGAAAUCUAUAAUAACAGCGUUUUUGAUUUGUUAGACGAUUCUUCAGGAAAGACACUUCAAAAUAAAAUCCUACGAGAAGAUCGUUAUAAAAAUAUGUAUGUUAAUGGAGUUGUAGAAGUGGAGGUUAAAAGUGCACAAGAAGCUUUCGACGCUUUUAAUGCUGGUCAGUUUCGAAAAAAAGUAGCGGCAACCGCUUUAAAUUCAGGAUCAAGUCGAAGUCACUCUAUCUUUAAUAUAAGAGUCGUUCAGUUGGAGCAGUCUACAAUAAAUAGUGAGGGACAACCUGCUGUACCAUCUGAAAAUUAUAUUAAAGUCGGUCAAUUGAGUUUGGUUGAUUUGGCAGGAUCAGAAAGAACUAACAGGACCAAUAACAUCGGAAUGCGUCUAAAAGAAGCAAGUAGCAUCAACAAUUCUUUAAUGUCAUUGCGAACUUGCCUGGAAAUUUUAAGAGACAACCAAAUUAAUAAGAAUAACAGACUGGUUCCGUACAGAGACAGUAGACUCACCUUUUUAUUUAAGCACUAUUUUGAGGGCGAUGGAACUGUUAAAAUGAUCGUUUGUAUUAAUCCAACAGUGGAUGAUUUUGAGGAAAAUGUGCAGGUUCUUAAGUUCGCAGAGAUGACCCAAGAUGUAAAAAUUUCAAAACCAGAAGUCAGAUAUAAUACAAUUAAAAAAACAAUUGCUCGUAAUAAAGAAAACCAAAAUCCCAUCAAAACCAAGAUAUCCUCUUCAUUUACGCUGUUGCCUGAAGUACCAAUGGUUAAAUUCAACGUAGAGAAUUGGAAGGAGUGCCAAUCGGCUAUCGACAAAGUUUUAAAUAUACUAAAGUUAAGAAGUAAUAAAAAACUUCAGAUUAGUAAAGAAAUGACCGAGAGGCAACAAGACUUAAGAAAAAAAUUGGUGCAUCUAAAUCAGCAAUGCGUGCUAACCAGUGCUGAAAUUAAAAGUUUAAAAACAGUCAUUCAUAAGGAAAAGGCCAAAUCGAAAAAUGAACUGAUCAAGAUGAGAGAUCUCGAAGCAGUAAAUCAGGAGCUGGAAGCGAAAAAUGAAGAAUUGCUCAGCGUUGUGCGCUGCCUUAAACAAACUAUAAACGAAAAAGAUUUAAAAAUCAAUCAACACCUGUUUGAAAAGGAAAGAACUAAACAAAGAUUAGAUUUAGCCCAAGAAAAGAUGUCUCAAGAACUAGAUGCCAAGUUACGUCGACAACGUGAUCACUUAAAUUCUGUAAUGAAGGCUAAAGAUGAGAAGUUAAGAAUGGUAAAAGGAAUCUUGGAAAGCGAAUUGCCGCCUAUCGAAAUGAAUAUGAUCGAUAUCGAUAACACCAUCGCUGAUCUGACCGCCCAAAAUACGGUGAAAAGCGUGGGUUCGCAACUAACUCAAACAUCAAAGACUCACACUCCAACUACUUCUCAAGUCCAUAGGAGAAAUAUUACAGGCACUCCUGCGCCCAGGUCCAGAAGGUCUCGCUCAGCAGGCGAGGUGUGGCUUGAACAUAACGUCAUCAAACCAUGCCCUUUGGGUACAGUCAUGCAACCUACAAUGAAAAAACGGAAAUCGGUCUCGAAAUUGGACAAAGCUAGCGAUAUAACAAAUCCAAAGCAAAGUAAAUAUUGCCUUGUGGCCCAAGAACCCGACACUGAAGGAGAAUUGGAGACAAAAUUAUACAAAGCCGAUAUCGUACCAACUUGUGGUGGAGGAGCUCAAGUUAUUUUUAAUGAUGUGGAGCGUCUAAAGCAAGAAUCUCCUACUAAGAGUUCUUAAAGGUCUUUAACUUAUUAAGCCCUUAAAAACAAGAUAUAGCAAAAAAGUCAACUGUUUAGAAGUCUGUUAGAUUUGUCUAUUGACUGGUAGUCAAUUUUACCAUUUGCUUUUUUGUUGGUAUUAAAACUCGUUGUGAGCAGUUUUAUUUAUUUAUUUUAUUUUAUGCCAGUAAUGUAAAUUUCAUGUACUUAACAAUAUUCUGUAGAUCUGCUUUUACAAUUUCCACAGAUCAUUAACCUUAAAACUUAUAUAGCUUCUAAGCCUUUUAAUGUAUGUAUUUUAUAUUAUUUAAUAAAAAAAACUUUAAACUA